UAUGACACUGGACCAAAGAUGUGUGUGUGUGAAAGUAGUCAGUCCCCUGAGGAAGGGUAUUAGUAGGACCAAGGCAUCGUCUCACACACGUUCAUUUACUCCCCUGGAUGCCACAAUGAACCCAGAGACUCAGUAUGAGGACUCAGUAUCCAUUAUGGUGCUGGAGAACAUUAAAAACAAGCUCCGCCAUGCCUUCAGAGCAACAGCCGAGCCGCGAGCGUCUUCUGAAAACGACGAUGAUCUGAUGAGCACUGGCAGGAGUUUCCAAGCUAAUGAAGAGCUACGCAGAGCCAAGAUAGAUGGAGCAAUUACCUGGUUACGGUCUGAACUGCUGGAGAUGCGCUCACAGGACCGGCAGCUGGCACAGACCCUGCUUGGGCUUAACACUGAGAUCCAGAGACUGAGGAGGGAAAGUGGUCCUCUUUUGUUAGACUCCGAUCACACAGAGCAGCACUGAGAUCAGCAUGACAACUGGAAGAAGAUGUCUGUUCCUUCUGAUGUCUUGUUAAGAGUUGUUAAUGUCACAAAAGUCUCUUUAAUAAGCUGUUCACUUUGUGUGUUAUAGUCUUAUAGUCUUGUUGCAUGUGAAGCUUGCUUUAUUUUAUCUUUAAACAAAGGAAUUUUGAAAUGCACAUUAUUAUUAUUUUUUAUUUUUGUUGCUAAUUUGGAAGAUUUGAUGCCUUUAAGAAUGUUGAACUGUGACCACACCCUAAA
This is a messenger RNA of Ictalurus furcatus (blue catfish), 714 nucleotides long. RefSeq lists its product as uncharacterized. NCBI's taxonomy places the organism in Eukaryota, Metazoa, Chordata, Actinopteri, Siluriformes, Ictaluridae. The record is from RefSeq and is a predicted model, not a curated record. The transcript has 2 exons. Bases 2 to 457 code for a protein of 151 amino acids.